UCAGGAAGAGAGACUCAGACAGUCGUUGUCACUGAGCGAGAGCUGAAAUGGCGCAGAAAGGAGUUCAGCUGGACCGGGAAACCUUCUCUUGUUCCAUCUGUCUGGAUCUACUGAAGGAUCCGGUGACUACUCCCUGUGGACACAACUACUGCAUGAACUGUAUUAAAAGCCACUGGGAUGUAGAGGAUCGUAAGUACAGCUACAGCUGCCCUCAGUGCAGGAAGACGUUCACAUCAAGGCCUGACCUGCUGAAAAACAACUUGUUAGCAGAUUUAGUGGAGGAGCUGAAGAAGACUGGACUCCAAGCUGCUCCUGCUGAUCACUGCUAUGCUGGAGCUGAAGAUGUGGCCUGUGAUGUCUGCACCGGGAGAAAACUCAAAGCACACAAGUCCUGUCUGCAAUGUCUGGCUGCUUUGCAAUGUUACGUCUAUUUAAACGUCUCUUUACUGAUGUCAUGUGAAGUUUGGACGUGUCUUCCUGCAGUGAACAUCCCAGCAGGUUAACAAGUGAAAUGUGUAAACUGAUGCAGGACACAAGAGGGCGCCUUCAUUCUGCUAACCAGGGCUGUAGUGGAGGUUAGAGCUCCUCAGCUCACUUUGUCUGCAGGUCUUAGUUAACAUAUUUUCAGGUUAAUAGAAACCUUUUAUAAUAAACAUGCAGUGUGCAUUGGA
Molecule: messenger RNA, 671 nt
Organism: Perca fluviatilis (European perch)
Lineage: Eukaryota; Metazoa; Chordata; Actinopteri; Perciformes; Percidae
Product: E3 ubiquitin/ISG15 ligase TRIM25-like
Exons: 1
Coding region: 48-503 (151 amino acids)
Source: RefSeq, a predicted model, not a curated record